Stegastes partitus (bicolor damselfish) is the source of this 2829-nucleotide messenger RNA. RefSeq lists its product as uncharacterized. The coding region runs from base 1 to 2829 and encodes 942 amino acids. The transcript has 13 exons. NCBI's taxonomy places the organism in Eukaryota, Metazoa, Chordata, Actinopteri, Pomacentridae. Gene Ontology annotation, molecular function: protein binding. The record is from RefSeq and is a predicted model, not a curated record.
AUGAAUCAGUAUGAGGACAGAGAGGAGGGAGUCCCUCCCUCUAAAGCCACUCUGUUGGGGGAACUUGAGAGCCAGACCAAAGCUCAGAGGAAGAAACAUCGGCAGAGACCAGACUCUCCUGUAUCCAGCACUGUGUCCAUGAAGAGUGACUGGUCCCAGGGUCGACCUGUUGACUUCAAACAUGGACAGCAGUCUGCAGAUCCUGGACUUCUGCAGCAGAGUUCAGCAGUUUCCAGCAGUCAGUCUGGCCAGCAGCAUCCAAAUGACCUGGACUCCAUAUUUAUGCUGCUGGAGGAGAGCAUCAUGAGUUUUGUGAAGAACGAGCUUAAGAAGAUCCAGAAGGUUCUGAGUCCAGAUUACCCAGAAUGCUUAGAGAGUCAGAAGGAGGAGGAGGAGGAGGAGGUGUUGAAGGGUGAAGAUGAAGAGCAGAGGAGGAGCAGCAGAGAGUCAUUUCUGCAGAUCACACUGCACUUCCUGAGGAGAAUGAAGCAGGAGGAGCUGGCUGACUGUCUGCAUAGCAGAACACAUGAUAAUGUUUGUCAGGAGAAACUCAAGUCUAACCUGAAGAAGAGGUUCCAGUGUGUGUUUGAGGGGAUCGCUAAAGCAGGAAACCCAACUCUUCUGAACCAGAUCUACACAGAGCUCUACAUCACAGAGGGAGGGACUGCAGAGGUCAAUGAUGAACAUGAGGUCAGACAGAUUGAAACAGCAUCCAGGAAACCAGACAGAGCAGAAACAACCAUCAGACAAGAAGACAUCUUUAAACGUGCGUCUGGAAGAGAUGAACCAAUAAGAACAGUGAUGACAAAGGGAGUGGCUGGCAUUGGGAAAACUGUCUUAACACAGAAGUUCACUCUGGACUGGGCUGAAGGCAAAACCAACCAGGACAUCCACUUCACAUUUCCAUUCACUUUCAGAGAUCUGAGUGUUCAGGAGUUUCUGGCUGCUCUUCAUGUCCAUCAGACCUUCAUCAACUCUGGUGUCAACCUGAUGGAAGAACAACAAACAAUUUCCAAGAAGCCAAAAGCAUUUAAAGAGAAACCAAAACUAAGACAUCUCCACCAGAGAGCUGUGGACGAGGCUUUGCGGAGUUCAAAUGGACGGCUGGACUUGUUCCUGCGCUUCCUCCUGGGAUUUUCACUGCAGACCAAUCAGAAACAUCUAAAACGUCUGCAGCAGACAACAAGCUCAGACUCCAAUCAAAAAACAGUCGAGUACAUCAAGAAGAAGAUCAGUGAGAAUCUGUCUGCAGAGAGAAGCAUCAAUCUGUUCCACUGUCUGAAUGAACUGAAUGAUCGUUCUCUAGUGGAGGAGAUCCAACGGUCCCUGAGAUCAGGAAGUCUCUCCACAGAUAAACUGUCUUCUACUCAGUGGUCAGCUCUGGUCUUCAUCUUACUGUCAUCAGAAGAACAUCUGGACGUGUUUGACCUGAAGAAAUACUCUGCUUCAGAGGAGGCUCUUCUGAGGCUGCUGCCAGUGGUCAAAGCCUCCAACAAAGCUCUGCUGAGUGGUUGCACACUCUCAGAGAGAAGCUGUGAAGCUCUGUCCUCAGUUCUCAGCUCUCAGUCCUCUAGUCUGAGAGAUCUGGACCUGAGUAACAACAGCCUGCAGGAUUCAGGAGUGAAGCUGCUUUCUGCUGGACUGAAGAGUCCACACUGUGAACUGAAAACUCUCAGGCUCGCGGUGUGUAAACUGUCAUGGAGAGGCUGUGAAGAUCUGUCCUCAGUUCUCAGCUCUCAGUCCUCUAGUCUGAGAGAUCUGGACCUGAGUAACAACGACCUGCAGGAUUCAGGAGUGAAGCUGCUUUCUGCUGGAUUGAAGAGUCCACACUGUGAACUGGAAACUCUUGGUCUGUCAGGUUGUCUGGUCACAGAAGAAGGUUGUUCUUCUCUGGUCUCAGCUCUGAGCGUUAAUUCCUCCCAUCUCAGAGAGCUGGACCUGAGCUACAACCAUCCAGGAGACUCAGGAGUGAAGCAGCUUUCUGCUGCAUUGGAGAAUCUAAACUGGAGACUGGACACUGUCAGGGUGGAAAAUGGUGGAAAACAAAGGUUAAAACCUGGUCUGAAGAAGUAUGCCUGUGAAGUCACACUGGACAGAAACACAGCACACAAGAAGCUCAAACUUUCUGACGGCAACAGAAAGGUGACGCUGGUGAGGGAGAAGGAGCAGCCCUAUCCUGACGACAAAGAGAGGUUUGACCGCUGCUACCAGCUGCUGUGUGGAAAUGGUCUGACUGGUCGCUGUUACUGGGAAGUCGAGUGGAGAGGAGAGGUCGACAUCGCAGUGGCCUACAGAGGAAUCGGGAGAAAAGGAGACGGUGCCAACUGCAGGUUUGGAGGGAACGAUCAGUCCUGGACUCUGAGCUGCUCUGAUGGUGGUUAUUCAGUCCGUCACAAUACCAAAGGAACAUCCAUCUCCUCAUCAUCCCCUGUUUCCAAGAGAAUAGCAGUGUAUGUGGACCAUCCUGCUGGCAUUCUGUCCUUCUACAGAGUCUCCUCCCCUGACUCUGUGAUCCACCUCCACACCUUCAACACCACAUUCACUGAGCCUCUGUAUCCGGGCUUUGGGUUUGGGUUUGGAGGGUUUAAAUAUGUUAGUUUGCAGUGUGCAAAUAAAUCAUGUGACAGUCGAAUGAAUGAUGAAACUCCUCCGUCUGGUUUGCAUCUCUUUGGAGAAGGAUUCAUGCUGCAGCAGGAUAAUGAGCCCAAACACUCCUUCAAACUUCAACUUGAAGAACCAAAGAAGACCAAGGAGAGCAUCAUGGACUUUACUCCACAGUCACCUGAACUCAACCCCAGUAAAACAUCUAUGGAGCAGUUAAAGACAUAA